AAUAAUGUUUUACUGAAUGUAUACUACCCUUCUGUGUAGUGUCAUCCGGUGAUAUGGUUAAAAAGUGCCUCAAACUAUAGAAGAUGGCUUUGAAUUGAAGAAUGUGUGAGUAGUAAAAAACAACAGUAGGUCAUUAAAGCAUACUAUAAGUGUUGGGUUGUGACCCUCUUUCCAUUUAGUGUUCUGCUAAGAGCCUCAUGGAUUGGACUGGGUUGUUUAUUAUGUAACCUCUGUGGAGGCAGUGUUCCUGUCGGGCCGGUGGGGGGAGCUGCAGAGCCUUACGAUGUAUCAUCCCCGCUCCAGCUGACCCGCAUUCACCAGCACUAUACAUGUACGGGACAGGACCGACCGUAGCGAACUUGUCAACACCGUGGAGUGUCCUCCUUCCACGCAUACCUUGACCGUGAGAUUUUUACAGUCCCGGGAGGGCCGAACGCUGCCGUCAUCCUGUUUUCGCUCUUGACUUCGUGUUGAAAGAGGAAACAGUCUCCCCCAGUCAGGGGAACCGGCUGACACAUGUACUUGUGUCCCGGUUCUUUCAUUUGCCGCUCAUUGUGACGUGUUACACGCUGACCUUGUUGGAGGUGUUUUUCUAUCCGGAGUGGAUUACAGCACUACAAACUGACACGGAGAGGGCUGCCCCACUGUCGCGGCGGUGCAAGUUCCUGUACACCCAUUCCUCUGGCUAGCUUUUGAAAAGGCUGUCGGCGAAUGCUGAGCCGGUCGACCUGUUUGAGGUACGCCUCUUGGUCCUGUGAUUGGUCGCUGGAUGAACAGCAGCAAUGUUCGACAAGCACGAGAGCAACUCAUCAGAGAGCGAUGAGAAAGGGUGGCCAGAUGUGCCAAAGAGAAAGAGGAAAAACAGCCAGUGCUCUGUGAAGAGCAUGUCUGCUCUUAGUGUCUCUGUUCCAGGGUAUAUCCCCAGCUACCUGGAGAAAGACGAGCCGUGCGUGGUGUGUGGGGACAAGGCCACUGGCUACCACUACCGCUGUAUAACUUGUGAAGGCUGCAAGGGUUUCUUUCGCAGGACAAUCCAGAAAAAUCUUCAUCCUUCUUACACCUGUAAAUAUGAUGGCUGCUGCAUCAUUGACAAGAUCACACGCAACCAGUGCCAGCUAUGCAGAUUCAAGAAGUGCAUCUCUGUGGGCAUGGCCAUGGACUUGGUGCUCGAUGACAGCAAGCGCGUGGCUAAGCGACGCCUCAUCGAAGAGAACCGAGAGCGGAGGAAGAAAGAAGAGAUGGUACGGACGCUGCAGAUGAGGCCGGAGCCAGAUAGCGCAGAAUGGGAGCUGAUUAGGAUAGCGACAGAGGCCCACCGCCAAACCAACGCCCAGGGUUCCAGCUGGAAACGGAAGCGCAAGUUUCUGUCAGACGACAUCGGCCAUGGUCCAAUGGUGCCCACUUCAGAUGGAGAUAAAGUCAAUCUUGAGGUCUUCAGCGAGUUCACCAAGAUCAUGACCCCUGCUAUCACCCGUGUUGUUGACUUUGCCAAGAAAUUACCCAUGUUUUCAGAGCUGCCUUGUGAAGACCAGAUUAUCUUGCUGAAGGGGUGCUGCAUGGAGAUUAUGUCCCUGCGCGCUGCUGUGCGCUACGACCCCGAAAGCGAAACGCUGACGCUCAGUGGUGAGAUGGCUGUGAAACGUGAACACCUGAAGAAUGGUGGUCUGGGGGUUAUUUCAGAUGCUAUAUUUGAUUUGGGCAAAAGCCUGGCACAGUUCAACUUGGAUGAUUCCGAAGUGGCACUGAUGCAAGUUGUGCUACUCAUGAGUUCAGAUCGGUCAGGGCUAACAAGCUUGGAGAAGAUCGAGCGGUCCCAGGAGGCCUACCUGCUGGCGUUUGAGCACUACAUAAACUACCGUAAGCACAACAUUCCCCAUUUUUGGCCAAAGCUCUUGAUGAAGGUGACGGACCUGCGUAUGAUUGCUGCCUGCCACGCCAGUCGAUUCCUCCACAUGAAGGUCGAGUGUCCAAACGAACUCUUCCCACCGCUUUUCCUGGAAGUCUUUGAGGACCAGGCAGUGUGACUUUGCACCCUGCACUAAACAUACGCAUUUUGGCAGUAAAGGAAGCAUUGGCGACGGAUGAACGUAUUAGGAAAAACUGGAUUUUGUUUUCAUUUGUGAGAACGUGCCCUGUACAUUUUUUGUUUGCCCAUUUGUUGUCAAACACGAGACUUACCUUCUGCCACCAGCAAGUUCUCAUCAGCAUCAUGAAACAGAAACACAGGCAUUUUAAACUCUGCUUUCUGCUUUUGACAGGUGUGCACAUACACAUCUACAGGUGACAGUUUUAAAACACUUUGCCAUAAAGGUACAUCUAUAUGCAAAUCCAAUUGCAUCUGUAAGGAGGGCUGGACUGUUCCCAAACCAAAUGCAAACUGAGGGGCUUUGCUAGCUGCACACCUGCCUGUAACACACAGGUGUCUUUGAGUUUUUUGGGGGUUUUUUUCGUGUGUGUCCGGGACCUGACAGCUGACACCUCUGACAAUCCCUAUCCCCAUCCUGCUUUACCCCCAUCUCCCUAGCAUCUCCAACAACAAAAGCUUCCACUUUCUGCGCUCUUUUCAAUCCACUGUGGCCCUGAGAGUGUUCGUCGACCUACCUCCGUCACACAAACCUUCACGCAGAGAAACACACUCACAGAAUGUACGUGCACUAAACACACCCCAACACUGUUACCUCAUUUCUUGUCAAAUGUUUUUCUUUAUUUAUAUUUGGGGGCAGAUUUAGUUCAAUUAGAGAAUAUAUUGCCAUGCACCCCUCUGUUACCCAUAUAUGUUAUGCAGCUGCUGGGAGAAAAUUCAGUGGAACAACUGUGUAUAAAACACUAAUGUACAAAGCAUGAUUUAAACUGCAAGUCUUAUAGCUGAGGACUCUAUACCAUUCAUCAUGCAAUGCAAGAUGUCAUGAACAUCAAACUGCAUUCUGUAAGCACUAAACAGUGAUCAUUUUUGGAAUCAAGAUUUGUGUCAAUCUAGUCAAAUCAAGCUAAUUAAAUAUCAAACAAAACACCUUCAGGAGCCUCAGUGAAGCAAAAAGGAAAUACAUAUGCAGAGAAAUCGCUUGUCUACCCUGAUGAAGAUGUGUGAAAAGCUUUAAAACAAAUUAAAAUAAAUUUGUAUUGCAUUGUGCUGAUGAAUAUUGAUUAUACAUCAGCAUAAUAGCACACUAAACAAAUGCUACUUCUUAAUUUGAGUACAUUAUUUCAAUGGGAAAGCAAUCCCUUUGAAACUAAUGUAACUGUUUUUUUAUCAUACACUUUAUAGCUUUAUACGAACUGUUGGGGACUAUCCAGAUGCCAGCUGGAUGGUGUUUUGGUAUGAUGCAAACAUGUGGAGUUUGCUGAGCUGCAUUGUGACUGUACUUGAACCAUUAAGUUUAGUCUGAUGAAGAUAAGCUUGAACUUUUCAGCUCCAAUUCUUCCAGUGGGUUUGGCAUUUAACAAAAAGGUGACUGUGCUUCAUGUCACCUGUAAAGUACGGCUGAAGAUCUCCGAUGCUUUGGGACCCUUUCUACACAUCUUUAGCAGGGUUGCCAAAAAGAUUUGUUUACAUCAACAUAUUUCCAAAGGUAAAAUUUAGGAUUCCCAAGCAAAUUAUCAGAAUCAAUGUGCAGACUAUUAGUGUUAAAAAUUAAUGAUCUAUCUUUUUUUUUUUUUUUUUACCUUUUUUUCCUGUCCUUUUGUCUGUAAGUUUCAUUGUGACAUUUACAUCUUGCGUGGAACUUUUGUAGGUAUCUUUUUUUAAAUUUCUCUCCCAUUCAUGUUUUUAUUUGAUAUUUAAGAGGCUUUGCUAGAUUUUAUAGGCACAAAUCUCAUUCCAUUAUGUAUGGCUACCGACAGCAACGUAUACAUUUAUUUUAACAAUAUGUGUUAUUUGCCUUACUUUAAAACAUAGCACAGUACACAGAAAAUGUUUUUAAAUUAUUAAAAUACUAUAAGGUAGUUGAAAAAAGUGUACACCUAUACCUGUGCAGGCCAUAGCCAACAGCUGGUUAGAGUGUAGUGAAUUUUUUAACCAGAUUAGUAUACUGUUCCAAGCCCCUCUGGGAAGUUUUGUUGUUUUUUUUACAAGAAGCAGAUAGUCGAGAAUUUAUCCAGUUUUAGGACCAACCUUUGGCAUCUAAAUAAGUAUUUAAGCUUCACUAAUUUGCUAUCUGGUAGCUAAGGUUAGUUGUAAAAGUUAAUAUCUAGCUUUAAAGAGAUGAAAGGUCACCCACUUUUAUAUGAAGAAGCAUGAAUUAGUUGUAGAAGUUGAUCAAACACUUUUUUUUCUUUGGCAGACAAGAAUAAGCUACUAGAUCAAGAAUUACUAGAUCAAAUCAUAGAUGGAUGGGUCGCUGUUUGCUAUCAAGUCAUUUUCCUUCUGAAAGCCCAGUUCACCCAUUACAUUUUUGUUGGCAUUGUGGUCUAUUCAUUUAUAAGUCAAUAUGUUUACAGAAAGCACUUUUGUAUUCAUAACAUCUAACAAAUCUUAUACUAUUUACAGCCUAGGCAGUGUCUUCAUAUAUAGGUGCAUCUCAGAAAUGCAACAUUUCGUGAAAAGGUUACAUAUGUUUCAU
Messenger RNA from Girardinichthys multiradiatus, 4559 nucleotides. Its product is annotated as thyroid hormone receptor alpha-like. The transcript is spliced from 9 exons. Gene Ontology annotation, biological process: thyroid hormone receptor signaling pathway; positive regulation of transcription by RNA polymerase II; retinoic acid receptor signaling pathway. Gene Ontology annotation, molecular function: RNA polymerase II cis-regulatory region sequence-specific DNA binding; nuclear receptor activity; zinc ion binding. The record is from RefSeq and is a predicted model, not a curated record. The coding region runs from base 783 to 2024 and encodes 413 amino acids. Lineage: Eukaryota; Metazoa; Chordata; Actinopteri; Cyprinodontiformes; Goodeidae.